AACAACGUUGGUUUUAUUAAAUGCCCGGACGGAGGGCGUUGUAAAAAUGGUCAAACAUGCUGUUAUCUAGCAAGUCACAGACUUUACAGCUGCUGCCAUAAACCACGAGCUGUUUGUUGUACGGGCAAAAUGGACGGAAGGUGUUGUUCACAUGGUUUCAGGUAAGUUUGCAUGCGCUUAAACUGUACAACUACAACUUUCAACUUUCAACUUUUAAUUAUUGAAAUUUGGAAAUAUAUUACAAAUAAAAUACAUUGGGACUGGCCUGCAGUUAGCGAGGCUAUUCGAAGCAGGCCAGGCUACAUAAUUUACUACAAACUAAAUAAAUACAAAGAAAUUAGACGUUAUAUAAGUAUAUAUAUUUUACAGUAAAUAAAUAAAUACUAUUCUACUUAAAUACAAGGAAAAUAUUGGAGAGAAUUAAAAUGAAACGAAAGGACAAGAGAAUUACUUUUUCAUUUUGACAAUAAUCGUAUCUUCAUCAAUCUAGGAGUCUUCAGUUUGAAGGAUAUCGAGUAGUGUUGCUUUUAGUGAUCCUUUAAAAGCUUUUUUCCGUCUUUCUUUAAGAAUUUGAGGUAUCCCAUUCCAAAUUUUGACCCCAACACUCGAGAAAACAUUUCGUUUGACAUUGAAUCGAGAUUCUUUAGUAUAAAAAUGUUCAGAGGUUGAGGCACGUGUAUUGUAAGGAUGAACACUAGAAAUUCGAGAGAAGAGUUUCAAGAUGUUAUCCGGUGCAGUGUUUUUAUUUACAUCAUAAAACUACAAACAUAUUCUUAAUAUACAGCCUGUAAAGGCAGGUAAUUUUUUUUGCAUUGACAAAAAAAGGUAUUUCGUGGUCGUUUCUAUGAGCAAAAUAUGUUAAACGCAGUGCGCGUUUUUGAAGGACAAGAAUUUGGUCCUGGAAAGUUUUACACGCGUUGCCCCAAGAGAUAAGACCGUAAGUUAGAUAAGGUGUAAUAAGUGGCUGAUAAAUAUUUAGGAGGGUGGAAGUGGGAACAAUUAGUCUUAAUCUCGCAUUUAGACCAAUUGUUUUACUUAUUUUGUUUGCAACAGAGUGAAUAUGAAUCUUGCAUGAUAGAUUUUCAUCGAUUAACAGUCCAAGAUAUUUAAUAAAGUUUUUACGUUCAAGGGUAACCCUUUUAUUGCUUUCAUUGUCAAAAACAUUAAUUUGGAAUCACAGUUGAAUUUUUUUUGGUAUGGACGAAAAAUAACAUAGUUUGACUUUUUAUGACAUUCAGAGAAAGCUUACUUGAAGUCAGCCAGUUAAACAAGUUGUGUAAUUCUGCAUUUACUGUAAGUUCCAGUGUCUUUAAAUGUUUAUGAGCAUAAGGAGCGUUAGUGUCGUCAGCAAAAAGGAAAAAUUGUCAUUUAAUAUAUUAUACAUUUUGUAUAAAGCAGGAAGAGAAGUGGACCUAGGACAGAUCCUUGGGGUACGCCGCAAUUGAUAUUUAGUUUAUUAGAUAUAUGAGAGCCAAUUUCAGUAGUUUGUGUGCGAUUUGAUAAAUAAGAAUACAGCCAUUGAUUGACAAUUCCACGAAAGCCAUAAUAAUUUAGUUUUUCAAGUAAUAUAUUAUGACUCACAUUGUCAAAGGCCGCUUUUUAAGUCAAUAAAAACUUCAGAUGAAAAGAGUUUUUUGUCCAUAUUGAUUUGUAUAGUUUCUACCAUAUCAAGAAUAGCAUGUUGGGUUGAGUGAGCUUGACGAAAACCAUAUUGAGACGAAUAUAAUAGGCUGCGCUUUUCAAUUGAGUCUCUCAUUCUAUCGAACAUAAUUUCUUCGAAGAUCCUAUUGAAGUUUGAUGAUAAUAAAAUUGGCCUGUAAUUAGAAGUGUCGGUCUCGUCGUCAGCUUUGAAGAUGGGUAUAAUUUUUGACAUUUCAAGUUUUUGGGGUAGGCCCCAAGAGUGACAAAUGUAUUGAGAAUGUCUGAAAGAACUGGAGAGAUGGCGUCGCUUCAGUAUUUAAGAAGUUGAGAAGGACAGAAGUAUAAGCCAUGCGAUUUGCUGUUUGGUAUAGAUAAAAUUUGAAUUUGAAUCUCAGAUGGGGUUACAGCUUUGAAGAAAAACGAAAGUUGUGGCGAAUUGGACUUUCUUAGGUACUCUGUGAAGGGGCGCUCCGCUCCGCCGGUGGCAAUUUGCUUGCUGAGAUGUUGCCAACAUUUGAAAAUGUUUAUUUAAGAUAUUAGGUAUAUGUGAGGAAUAAUUAGCAAGGUUAUUGUUGUUAUUUUCGUUCAUUGCGAACGAGCAAAUUAUUCCCCUAAACACAUUUCUAAUACUUUCAUCAUACAAAGGGCAUAAACAUUAUGCAAUAAAAUUAUUUUUUAGCAUAUGUGACGGCCUUUUCGGUCGCCAUAUUAACGUCGCGCGGAGUAAACUUGGGAAAUUAGAAAGAACGAUAUUUUCAAAACGGAAAACGCUAGCACCUUGAAAACUUGCACAGAAAUUUAUUUUUAAGAGAUCUUUUGCUAGCUGGAGAUAAAACCUUAAAAGUACUUACGAUUUUGGAGUUCGGAUGUUUGUUGUAUCGCCCCGAAUAAAGGAUUCCAGGACAGUCUUGGAUUCUAGAUUCUAGGAACUGGAUUCCAGUCUUUGUCAGCAGAACUUGGAUUCUAGAAUUCCAAUCGUUAGUGGGAUUCCGGAUUCCCUGAGCUGUAGUCCAGAUUCCAUAAGCAAAAUUUUCCCGUAUUCCGGAAUCCGGAUUUCCAUUUCAUGGGUCGAAAUGGUACGGUUUUUACCAGUAGAAGUAAGUAGGGCCGACAGAAGCAUUUUAUGGCUGUGAAAAACUCGGGAAAAGGUUCUGGUUUUGUGACUUAUUCAUAUUUUAAAGUGAGUGCAUUUAGAGCAGUUUGAAAUGAUGGAAAGUGUAUGUGAAAGGGAUACUGUUAGUCAAAAGAAUGUGUAUAAUACGAAAGGGAUAUCUUUUCUGUAAAAAAUAUGGUAAUCAUGUCAAAUGCAGGUGAAUUUCUUCGUAGUUAAAUUCUUGGGGACCGCACUCAAAGUUUAGAAAGGAAAAAAAAAAGUAGUCGCUAUGUCUUAACGUCCUCCAUGAAACACGCAUAAGAAAAUUUCACGUCGUGGUCGUAAUAAAAUAUACCAUAAAGUGUGCUGCCUGCCCUUGCAAAAUUGGACGCCAUUCUAUUUCCAAGGACCAUUUUACAGCGUAGUUUCGCAGGGACCGCAACGAAAUUGACAGAAGAGUAUGACGGAUGCGCGCGCAGAGUUAUUGUUUUGCUUACUAAUCAUAAUUAUUACAAAAUUCUCAAAUCUGAUUGGGUAUCAACUGCCCUGAUUUUGUGCGCACUAAAGUAAAAAAAAAGGUAUAGACUAAUAAAGGUUUAAGAACGUUCUCUGUAAAGUAUUUCUGAAAUCAUAUUGUUUUUGUUCACAGCACAGUCCGAUCAAAAGUGAAACGGUUUUCCCGCUCGACCCGCAAAAUAUACACUCCUGCGUUGUGUGCCACAAUAAAUCUCACUUGUAAAAUAGCAUCGCGUCAGAGCAAAAAACCUCUCUCCUCUCCCCUGAUAUUAAAAAUUUUUCACGCCGAAGAUUAAAUGAUUAUGCAUACACUCUUCGGUCUGUUUUCAGCAGCAACACCUAGAACAAAAGGCUAUUGUUUUGGUGUAUUGGACCCGGUACAAUAGACAUAGUAAAUUCUACAAGCAGAGUACUGCAAUGCUGAUCGUAGUACGUGAAAAUUAACUCUGCAAGACAUCAACACGACACCGAAAUAACUCAAAAGAGAACGGGAUUGUAGCCACAGACAGCUGUUUUGCCCUCUUUGGGGCUCGUCAGUAUGCCGUAACAACCAGAGAAAGCUCUGAUGAAAAAUAUCCGCGCACUCUGAUUUAAGCCCUGACCUAGAACUCUCAACACCCACAGAAUCACGCCGUACCACGUGUCUUCUGGGGGGCAAGAGUCCAAGUGUCAAACUAAUGUCUCGCACAGAAAAUAAAGAAUUGGCCAAAACCAACCUCUAAAACAUUUGUACUUCCGGUACAAUAGACCAUUUCAUGAUUCGAUUCUUUCUUUGCUUUGCAGAUGUAACGAAGACGAUGGGAAUUGCGUUCAGAGUGUAACAAAGACGAAGCCAACCGACUUGGAUGCUACUGAAAUUCGUAGUUCUUACAGACAAUUACUCCCAGAUCAGCGUUUCGACUUUGAAUAA
Molecule: messenger RNA, 4160 nt
Organism: Porites lobata
Lineage: Eukaryota; Metazoa; Cnidaria; Anthozoa; Scleractinia; Poritidae
Source: the annotation of a GenBank genome assembly